AUGAGCAUGGAGAGCUUUGCAGAGUUCCUGAAUAAGCUCAAGGAAAUCCAUGAGAAGGAGGUCCAAGGUCUGCAAACGAAGCUGACGGAGCUGACGACAGAGAAAUGCCGUGAUGCCCAGCGGAUUGAAGAGUUGUUUGCAAAAAAUCACCAGUUAAGGGAGCAGCAGAAAGUCCUUAAGGAAAAUGUGAAAGUGUUAGAAAACAGGCUGCGCGCGGGUCUCUGCGACAGAUGCAUGGUGACCCAGGAACUGGCAAAAAAGAAGCAGAAUGAGUACGAGACGUCCCAUUUCCAGAGCCUGCAGCACAUCUUCAUCCUCACUAACGAAAUGAACCGCCUGAAGGAAGAGAACAAAACUCUCAAGGAAGACCUGAAGAGGCUCCRAAGCCUGGAGGACAGGAUCAAGCACCCGGGAGUCAUCUCCAGGGAAAGCAGCUCCAGCCCCAGCUCUCCCUUGGCUUUGCUGUCCCCCGGGAGCAGGACYCCUGGCAGUGACAAAGCACCGCGGGGAGGUGCAGAAGAGGAGAACCGUGAUGUGCACCAUGAUGUGUCUGGCCUCGAGACAGGAGAAGAAAAGUCUACAGGACCACGAAACUCGCCAAGCUGCAGGACUUCCCCGAGCACUGUCCUCCCAGAACCCAGCCUAGCAGAACUGGCAUCCCAGAGGAUCUCCAACCAGUUGCACGGAACCAUCGCCUUGGUGAGACCCGGCCUGAGACCAUGUCUGCUGGAAAGAAGUCCAAGAAGUCCCCCAGGAGCUGCACUGUCCCCAUCCGCGAGGAAGACUCCUCUCCCAGCGGAGCGCGAGCACAGCCCUGGCCUCGAGGCGUGAGUUACCUCCAGCAACCCGGACUCCCCCAAGCUUGYUCCAUCCUACGAACACCUAAAGCUGACGGCCAGGACGGAGCAGCUCUGCCUCCUCAACAAGCGCUUUCCCCUGCACCAGCUGGGGCUGGCACGGAGCUGUAGCCCGUCCGACGGCGACGGCAGCUUCUCCAGGCGUCUCCUGGGGGCCAAGGAGGCCGGGGGCUGCAGCCGGAGGCCGCAYGACGGCUGGGAGGAGCGCGCGGCCCUGCUCAAGUUCCCCGCCGCCGCCGUGCUCUACGUGCAGGACCGGCCCCGCGAGGGGCAGCUCGGCUCGCCGCAGCCCCGCGAGCGGCUCCCGCGCGGCCACCGCGCCAGCGAGGACGACGACACCGGCCCCGCGGGGCGCUGCCCGUGGCGGAGCGCGGCGCCGGGCUGCCGAGAGCAGAGCUCCUUCCCGGAGGACGCUGCGGAUGGGAAGGCCGAGGCAGAGCUUUGGCUGAGCCGGGAGGGCUCCGAGCGGCGCGGGAGGGCGGAGGCGGCGCGGGACGACGGCGCGGACAUGCCGCUGGAUCUGUCCGACUCUGGCCGCGGCAGGGACGCGGCGGGGGCUCUGCGGGGGCGGCCGAGCCYCGCGCUGAGCCCGGCGGCCCGGGGGUCCCACGUGCGGCACCGCRCAGGGUGGGAUGACUUGUGCCUCACCUACCGCCGCCUCCAAGCCGCCCGAGCCCAGCCCGGCGGCGUCAAGGAGGAGGAAGAGGAGGAGGAGGAGGAAGCUGAGGUGAGUCUCUCCUUCGCAUGGGUGGCCCCUACAAGCAAGAUGACAUCAAGUGACACCGAGGCCCUUGCGGAGAGCAGGAUGAGGCUGUCCCUGAAUGCACAGAAGGAAGAAGCAGAUGAUGAUGCCACCGACUCUGGGAAGCAGGACUCGGAGGAGCCCGACACGACGGACAGCGAGGUCGCUGUCCCCUAUGAACACAACAUCCCCCAAGAAGCCCAAGCUGAAGGGAAACAUUCCAGUGMCAAAGACAGAGCUCCUGCGCUGCUGAAGAAGAGAAAAAGAGCACAGGAUGCCCGGACAAAAGYAUCAAAGAAGCCGCACAGAGGAAGAAAGAAAGUGAAAAUCGAGGAGAGCUCGGCGGGGGCACCAGUGCCCCCCAAGAGCCCGGAGAGCCGCUCCGCUUCCCCCUGCGCCAACCCCGAGGACACUUAA
This is a messenger RNA of Nothoprocta perdicaria, 2016 nucleotides long. It is a transcript of the gene RBBP8NL, whose product is annotated as RBBP8 N-terminal like. Gene Ontology annotation, cellular component: site of double-strand break. Gene Ontology annotation, biological process: double-strand break repair via homologous recombination; DNA double-strand break processing involved in repair via single-strand annealing. The record is from RefSeq and is a predicted model, not a curated record. Lineage: Eukaryota; Metazoa; Chordata; Aves; Tinamiformes; Tinamidae. Gene Ontology annotation, molecular function: Y-form DNA binding; flap-structured DNA binding; damaged DNA binding. The transcript has 13 exons.